UAUGUGUGAACCAUAGCCAAGGCCGUGUGGCAAGAAAUAAUUUGAAGAAAUAUAUAUUGAACUAAAAUCGGAAGAAGUGGGGCACUUAUUUCAAAGCAGUUGCUUAAAUGAAGUAUUAGUAUGGCCAUUAGAGUAGUGAUAUUGAAAAUGUGCUCGGAACGCUAUUCGCGGCACAAGUACUGUUAACUAGGCACAGGAAUAGGUUAUGACUAUGUGUAAUUUCUGGGUUCCGUAUGAGCAUAUUGUUUAAUAAUUCACACUGCUUUACAAUUAAAUUUUUGUUCCCGAUUUGGUGAGGUAAUUUGCUCGGUUCGGAGAAAUAAUUAUUUUUGCUCAGGAUUUCCAUAGGACAUGAAAAUAUUGUUUUUAACCAUAGCAGAUUUGUUAGAUAUAAGUAUGUGUACAAGUUUCGCAGAUCUCGGUAAUGAACUAAAUACAAGACCGCAAAGAUAAUGCACACAGAUUUUCGUAUCACACCACAAAUUGAAAAGUUUGAUUGCACAUCAUGGUGCAGACAGUAGUUGGUUUGUUACAUUGUCGCUCAGUUCUGUCCAGAACUUUGCUCCAACAGGCAAGGCGAGCAGCACCUCUUAAUUUACCUCACCUUCGAUGGUUGUCUUCAAAAGAGAUUAUGCAGCCCUCGGCAGUAGACACUCAAGAUUUCUUGUUACAUGAUAUAAAAUCCUCCACAGACACUACAAGAGUUAUGCAGAUUAUAGGGGCCCAUUACACAAUCAUGAACAACAGACAUAUUAUGCAGUCACUGAAGAGCCUCUUUGAUUUAAAAAAGUCAGGAAACUGUAGUAUGACAAAGCAGCAGAUUAUUAACAGUCCUGACUUCAUCAAACUUUGUAAACGUCUGAAAUCACAAGCUAGAGGUAUCAGUCUUAAUGAUACAAUAGAAGCAUUGAAAGUUGUGUCAUAUGUUGGUGUUCCUGCAAAUAGUACCAUUGUUCAGAUUUUGCUGCAGCUUGUUCGUCAUCGGAUCAAUGAUCUGUCACUACAUCAAAUCAUCUUUCUAGAAUUCAUGAUGAGAAACUUUGAGAGAAGUCCUCUAGUGGAUGCAUUACGAAUUGCUUUUCCUUUAGUGUUUGAAGCCCAGCUAAGUCUAAAAAUGGCUUAUGAUGAUGUCACAAGUUUGGCUGAGCUUCUUCAGUAUGCCUGUAAGAAACGCCUUUCAGACUCCUCCCUCAACAGUAUAAUUGAGUCUCUUGAAAAACUUUCAGAGGAUAUAAAUGUGAAAACAGCUAAAAGUGUAGUGUGGUCAUUAUGUGAACUAAAGACACCAUUACCAUCACACCAGGCACUCUUAACCAAGUGUUGGGAUGUUUUAGCUCAGAACAUAGAGGAGUGUUCAUAUGUAGAAAUUGAGGAUCUUCUGACCUGGAUGAUGAAGAAAAUUUCAGGGAAACAUACACAUUUUUAUCAUGAAGGUUUUGCUGAUAGUUGCGCAAGAUAUGUGGUGGCUAAAGACUGUGGCUUUGAAGAAGGAACCUGGGUUCUAAGAAAAUUAACAAGAAUAGGUCAUAUAAAUAUUAGUCUUAUUGACUAUAUAGCAGAGAAAAUUGUAAACAACCCUCAGAUCUUGGAAGAGUGCAGGACUUCAUCUUUUUUUAGUGUUGUAUCAGGAAUGGCUAAUGCAGGAUACAAACCAAUGGGCUGGAACUGCAUACAGGAAGCUCUCAUGAAGAACAAGACUUUGAUUAGAAAGGAUAAAAUGGAAUUGCCAUGGAUCAGACUGGCUCUGGACUUUGCAGUCUUGGAUAUAUUUUGUCCAGAUCUUCUUCAGUAUAUCUUUGAGAAGGAAUUCUUACAACAGUUUCUUUCUAGAGAGUACAGUUUGUUAGAUCAUCUACAGUUAUUGUUACUGUAUCAGGCUGUAGUAACAUUGUAUCCUACAUAUUCAGGGGUACUUCCACCACAGAACAUUAUUGAUAUGGUGAUAGCACACAAUGGGGACCACAUGCAGAACUUCCCACUUCAGGCUGCUAUGGAGAAAGGAAUGGGAGGCACAUCAUAUGUUUGGACUAGACUUCUUACCAAACUUGGACACUUCAUAGAUCAUCUUGUAGUGAUGCGGAAAGGAGGGUAUCCAGUGGCUUUGAAUCAAAUUGCCAGCAACUCUGCUUUAAAAACAUACGUGGAAGAUCUGUUGGUUCCUUCAGACAGUCAAAUAAUCCUGGUACUUUGUAUGCCUGCGAGUUGCUAUGCUAUCAACUGCCAAAGAUUGCGAUCAGUGCCAUCUCUAACACUGCGCACUUUGGAAGCCCUUGGCCACUCUGUGGUUCCUGUAUCUGUGCAACAUUGGAUGAAUCUGCCAGACUAUGAGAAAAUACCAUAUUUAAUGCAAAAUAUUAAGGUCAAGUGUGAAUCUUUGGAUAGUAAUGAAGCCAUUGUGCAUUAGACAUUCAGUAAACCAGUAAUUAUUUAGCAGCCCAAGAUUUUUUAUGAGCUUUGAAACACUUGAUUGUAAAUGCCACUGUUCAUUUGCUACAAGAUCCUAAAUUACAAAUUAAGUACAUGUGAAUCAAAGGAUAUGUGAAUGAUACUGUGUGUGGUGUUUCUGUAAAAUAUUACCAACAAAUAAAUUACAGUUUCAGCUAGAAA
This is a messenger RNA of Zootermopsis nevadensis, 2607 nucleotides long. RefSeq names its product FAST kinase domain-containing protein 2, mitochondrial. The record is from RefSeq and is a predicted model, not a curated record. NCBI's taxonomy places the organism in Eukaryota, Metazoa, Arthropoda, Insecta, Blattodea, Termopsidae.